Molecule: messenger RNA, 879 nt
Organism: Lindgomyces ingoldianus
Lineage: Eukaryota; Fungi; Ascomycota; Dothideomycetes; Pleosporales; Lindgomycetaceae
Exons: 2
Coding region: 277-879 (200 amino acids)
Source: RefSeq, a predicted model, not a curated record
CUUCAUUACCAAAACACCAGUACAAAUGCACCCCUCGGCGGUUCGGUGUCCCGAUUUGUCAGGAGUGGUGGAAUUCCACCCCAGCGGACUUCCACCGAAGCAAGCACGCAGCCGCGACCCAUCCAUAUAACCAAUACCGAGUAUAAAAACAUAGAAAUGCAUUGCCAGAAAAUACAUGUUGAUGUUGUCUGACCUCUCUCUCUAUAUCCCCUUUCAGUAUUCCUUUGGCCUUCAGCUUGACACUUCUUCUUCGCCAGUUGUACCUGCCCACGCAGAAUGACCGUCACAGAACUCGUCUUCCCAGCUUUCAAGCCCGAAUCCGCUGAAGCCGGAUUCGCUGCCCUUCUGAAUGCAGCGAAAACACUAGAUAUGAUACAAGAGAUCGUAUUCCAUGGCAUUGGGCAUGUACUAAGGAAUACGGAUGCCCAGGUAGAGAAGGAAUUGAGACCGUUUGCAUGUCUUGUUUGGGACAAUACCCAAAGCUUUCAUACAAUUUUCCCCAAUUCCUCAAUCUUCAGAGAGUUUGUGGGCCCGAUGAAAGUGUUUCUUGCCGCGCCACCCGCUCCGAGAUUAUUCGAACCUGCACCGGGGUACGGGUCCUCAGCAGAAGUCUGGAAAGAGAAGGCCUUCCACAUCUUCGUUGGAGAGUUUAAGGAGAGGAAAGAGGAAGUUGGGGAUAUGUGGAAGAACUUUAUCGAUGGCUUGAGAGGGAGUGCCCAAGGAAAAGAGAUGAAAGAAUGGAUGGGCUAUGGUAUUGAAGGAGAGGGUGGGAGGUGGCUGGGUAUAUUAGGAUUAAACAGUAUUGAGGGAGUAGAUGAGGCUAUAGUUAAAAGGCUAGGGGAGAUAGAGACCUGGAUUGUUAAAAAUGUGGAUUGCUGA